Messenger RNA from Culex quinquefasciatus (southern house mosquito), 1494 nucleotides. RefSeq names its product tigger transposable element-derived protein 4-like. Bases 1 to 1494 code for a protein of 497 amino acids. Gene Ontology annotation, cellular component: nucleus. The transcript has 2 exons. Gene Ontology annotation, molecular function: DNA binding. NCBI's taxonomy places the organism in Eukaryota, Metazoa, Arthropoda, Insecta, Diptera, Culicidae. The record is from RefSeq and is a predicted model, not a curated record.
AUGUCGCCCCGGCCAGAUACUCGGAGGAAACUAACGGUUUUGACCGUUCACGAGCGGAUGAAGAUUAUUGAAAAGCACGCAGCUGGCUGGAAGAUCGGUGCAAUCUCGGAAACUUACGGCGUCCCUCAAAGCACCGUGUCCACUGUCGUCAAAAACAAGGAGAAGUGGAUUGCGAUGCAAGACAAGGGCAAUCUUCGAAAGCCACGAGCCGUCUCGAACGAACGCCUUGAAAAGGCCAUGAAGCUGUUUGUCCAACAAGCGCGGGAAAACAAUCUGCCGCUUUCCGGGAUCAUGAUCCGUGAAAAAGCUAAGGAUUUCGCCUGUCAGCUCGGCUUUACUGAGUUCAAAGGAAGCGCCGGCUGGCUCUCAAAGUUCGCAAAACGGCAAAAUCUUGCGUUCAACAAGCUCUGUGGCGAGAGUGCCAGCGUUGAUACGAACAUGUGCGACGACUUCAAGCAGAAAACGCUGCCGGAUCUGGUUCGCGGCUACGAUCCGAAGGACAUUUACAACGCUGACGAAACUGCCUCGUUCUAUAAGUGCCUCCCCGAUAAAACCUACACGAUGCAGAGUGAGGCGUGCCACGGCGGUAAAUACUCCAAGCAACGAAUCACCGUCCUGUGCGCCACCAACAUGGACGGCUCGGAUAAGUUACCGUUGUUGGUGAUCGGUAAGAGCAAGAAGCCGCGUUGUUUUAAAAACGUGAAAUCUCUCCCCGUAAUUUACGAGAGCAACUCGAAAGCCUGGAUGACUUCACUCAUAUUUGAGAAGUGGUUGAACGAUCUUGACAAGAAGUUUGGAGAAGAGAAUCGGAAGGUGCUGAUGUUUGUCGAUAAUUGCACCGCUCAUCCCAAACGCCUUCAAGACAAGCUGAUAAACAUCAACUUGCAGUUUUUCCCGCCCAACGCGACUUCAGUGCUGCAACCGUUGGACCUUGGAAUCAUAAAGAAUCUUAAGCAUUACUAUCGCUACUCUUUGGUUAAGCGCAGAUUGGAUGAAAUGGAGCAGAAAAAGGAUUUCUCCGACAUAACCGUUCUGGAUGCGAUAAAGUACAUGUCCAGGAAUUGGGCAGCGGACGUGAAACCGUCCACUAUCGCCAAUUGCUUCGCCAAAGCCGGAUUCGUCUGUCCGGAUGCUGAUCAACAAUGGAAUGAAGACAUCCAGGAAGAUCUUCCCACCAUUACAGAUGAUAUGAUGGCGCACUUGUCCGAAGGUGUCUCAUUUUCGGCGUAUUGCAAUGUUGAUGACGAUUUGACCACUGCUGAGCUGAUGUCGGACGACGACAUUCUCGAAUUCGUUACUGAGCCAAAAUCAGUAAACGGGGAAGACGUCGAAGAUACGGAAGACGACCCCCAACAGCCAUUGGAAGUGACCAGCAGCAUGGUUCGUAACACGCUGGGCGCUAUGAACAACAUUCUGGCGGCUACUGAAAAUGUUCCUGCUGAAAUGUUUGGAAUUUACUAUGCGCUUGAACAGUUUCUUCAGCAGAAGUACUGA